Molecule: messenger RNA, 2142 nt
Organism: Dipodomys ordii (Ord's kangaroo rat)
Lineage: Eukaryota; Metazoa; Chordata; Mammalia; Rodentia; Heteromyidae
Product: disintegrin and metalloproteinase domain-containing protein 5-like
Exons: 17
Coding region: 1-2142 (713 amino acids)
Biological process (GO): cell adhesion; binding of sperm to zona pellucida; proteolysis
Cellular component (GO): plasma membrane
Molecular function (GO): metalloendopeptidase activity
Source: RefSeq, a predicted model, not a curated record
AUGGACAAAAAUGAAAUCCAAGCUUCUCCUCAUGUACUAAAGUCCUAUGAUUCGGGAAGUGGCAAUAGCAUCGAAACAGCUAUGGCCCAAAUCCUGCCAGGACAAACGCUGUCUUUCACCUGCUCCCCCGGAAAUGGCACACUACCCCACCCCCCGCAGGAUACACAUAAAAUCUACCUACAGCUCACAGUUCCUGAGAAGAUUGUAUCACCAGCUGCAAAAAGACGUCCAGAACAUAAUCCAGACAACAAUUAUCAUUUGAGCAUAUUUUUAUAUUUUUUGUCUAGAUCAUUUUUGUCCCCAGGUGCUCUUGUUUAUUAUUAUGACCAAGAGGGCAACAAACAUUUCCAGACAUUGUUAAGUCAGAUGAAUUGCAAUUAUAAUGGAUAUAUUGCAGGUUUUCCAGAUUCUCUUGUGACACUCAACGUUUGUUCAGGACUCAGGGGCACAAUACAAUUUAAAAACAUCUCAUAUGGAAUUAAGCCAAUGGAGGCUGCCUCAGGCUUUGUUCACAUGGUUUAUCAAGAGAGCAAUGGUAAUACAACAAAUAUUCCUGCCUUAGGAGGUGACACUUAUGACUGGUUUAAUGCUGUGCACUAUCAGGCCAGAAGGACCAUAGAAGUAAACAGACCUUCCAAGUUAUAUCCUCGAUCACUUCAAAUAAAUAUUGUUGUGGAAAAAAACCUGUUUGACUACAUGGGCUCUGACACAAAGACUGUAACACAGAAGGUUAUUCAGAUCAUUGGCCUUGCUAACACUAUGCUUGCCCAGUUAAAACUAAGUGUUGUAAUAAAUUCUAUUGAAAUCUGGUCUAAUGAUAAUGAGAUUCCAACUGAUGGACGAGUUGAUCUGAUGUUACUUGAUUUUUUAAAAUGGAAUCAUGAUCAUCUUGACACUCCAACACUUCAUAUAUCAUAUUUAUUUGUUUUUCAGAAAAAUCCUAUUCAAGCAGGUGCUGUAUUUCCAGGAAAAAUAUGUGAUGAGAAUUACGAUGUAGGAAUUGCUGUGUAUCCAGAUGGGUUCUCCUUAGAGUCGUAUACCAUCAUUUUUGUGCAAGUGCUGAGCCUUGGUCUGGGAUUAAGUUUGGAUACAUCCCAGGCCUGCUAUUGUCCAAGAGGUGUUUGUACAAUGAUGCCCAAAGCUGUGAACUACGGGGGUAUCAAGGAGUUCAGCACUUGUAGCUUGGAUGAGUUCAAAUUCUUUGCAUCUGAGGACAGGCUACAGUGUCUUGAGAAAAACCUUGUUGAAAGGCAAAGUCCAGCAUUGGGUGGAAAAUGUGGCAAUGGAGUAGUGGAGGGUGGAGAGGAAUGUGACUGUGGCCCUGAAUCGAACUGUUCACAUAAAAGCUGCUGUAAUCCUGCAGAUUGUACCUUAAAACCUACGGCAGUAUGUGGCUCAGGAGAAUGCUGCACCCAAGAUUGCAGGAUAAAACCAAUUAAUAACCUUUGUCGGAAAGCAGUUGACCUAGAGUGUGAUUUUGAUGAAUAUUGUAAUGGGAACCAAUCAGAAUGUAUGCCUGACACUUUUGUACGCAAUGGACACUACUGUGGUAACAAUGAAGCCUUAUGCUUUAAUGGAGCUUGUCGAAAUUUUGAUGAACAGUGUAAAAGAUUACUUGGAGAAGAUGCUAAAGGUGCUACCUUUGCUUGUUAUGAUGAAAUGAAUUCCAGAGGAGAUAGAUUUGGAAACUGUGGCUCUUCAUUUUGUGCCUUUCAAAAUGUGUUAUGUGGAAAAUUAGUUUGUUUAUGGCCACACAAGAGGUUACUAAUGCGAGUCAAUUACUCAGUGGUUUACGCACAUGUGCGAGAAGAUGUCUGUGUGUCUGUGUUUAAACCCUCUCCAAAACAAGCAGGCACCGUCACGAGAGUUUCUUCUCCUGGACAAAGAGAUGAUACAUUUGUAGAAGAUGGCAGUAUCUGUGGACCUGAUAUGUAUUGUGACAAAAUGGUAUGUAAAGAAGUGCGAUAUCUUAUAAACUAUCAAAAGUGUAACGUUACUAGAGAUUGCAAUGACCGUGGGCUGUGCAACAACUUUGACCACUGCCACUGUUCUGAAGGAUAUACCCCUCCAGAAUGCAAGCCAAUGAGAGGAGGGUUUGGAAGUAUUGAUGAUGGUCACAAAAUCACAACUAAAAUAGGUUAG